AUGGACGCCGUCGACUCCGUGGUGGACCCCCUCUGCGAGUUCACCAAGGACAGCGUCCGCCUCAUUAAGCACCGCCACAAGCCCAACCACAUGGAGUUCACCAAGGUGGCGGCACGGACGGCGAUCGGGUUCGUCGGCUUCUUCGUCAAGCUCAUCUUCAUCCCCAUCAACAACAUCAUCGUCGGCUGUGGCUAG
Molecule: messenger RNA, 195 nt
Organism: Triticum dicoccoides
Lineage: Eukaryota; Viridiplantae; Streptophyta; Magnoliopsida; Poales; Poaceae
Product: protein transport protein Sec61 subunit gamma-like
Exons: 2
Coding region: 1-195 (64 amino acids)
Source: RefSeq, a predicted model, not a curated record